AUGGAUUUUGUCUACAGCUUUGGUGUGCAGGUUAUACAGUACCUGCAGAACAACUACUGGCAAUACCAUGACUUCAUUGAUUUUGUGUCAGUAGUGGGUGACCCUCGUAAUAUUUUGUCUGUUUAUUUUCCUCUCUGGUUCCAUCUCAGUCACAAUGUUGGCACCAAGAUGAUUUGGGUGGCUGUCAUUGGAGACUGGUUCAACCUUAUUUUUAAAUGGAUUUUAUUUGGGCACCGACCAUACUGGUGGGUGCAAGAAACACCCUUCUACCACAAUGAUUCAAAACCACAUUUGGACCAGUUUCAUAUCACUUGUGAAACAGGGCCAGGCUGUCCAUCUGGUCACGCCAUGGGCUCAUCAUGCGUGUGGUAUGUGAUGAUCACUUCUGCUUUAAAUUAUGCUCGGCCCUCCCGUGCCUCAUCUGUACACAGCUUUCAAAGGUUUUGUCUUCUGAGGUCCUUUUUGUGGAUGACUUUCUGGGUCAUUCAGAUAAGUGUUUGCAUCUCCAGGAUUUUUAUUGCAACACACUUUCCACAUCAAGUUAUCCUCGGUGUUUUCACGGGCAUGCUGAUUGCUGAGGCCUUUAAUCACAUCCCCUCAGUCUACAAUGCAAGCUUGAAAGUUUACCUCCAAACCAACAUUUUUCUUUUCUCUUUCGCUGUUUGCUUUUAUCUGCUCUUUAAACUGUUGGAUAUCGAUCCCAUGUGGUCAGUCAGCAAAGCCAAGAAGUGGUGCGCUAACCCAGACUGGAUCCAUCUCGACACGACGCCUUUUGCCGGUCUGGUUAGAAACCUGGGAGCCUUAUUUGGUCUGGGCCUGGCAGUGAACUCUGAGAUGUUUGUUCAGAGCUGCAAAGGGAAGAACGGCUGCAAAAGUAUGUUUAAACUCAUGUGCGUGACUGCAACGCUCACAUUUCUGCAACUGUACAACUUUAUUAAAAUGCCCACUCACAAUGAGGCUCUGUUUUAUAUACUGUCGUUCUGUAAAAGUGCUUCAAUACCUCUCGGUGUGGUUGCUGUUAUUCCUUACUGUGUUAAUUUGCUCAUCAGAGAGCAUGAAGAGAGGAAGCUAGCUUAGACAGUGGAGCAGCUUUCAAGUUUUAAAAUAUUACCCCCAACACUUAUUGAUCAAGGAUAUCAGCAAGGUUGAAUGGUAGUGUUGGCAAACAAGUGUAAAUAUGUAUGUGUAUUAUGGCCGUAAUCACACGAGGACUGAAACAGUGUAUGUUUAAAAAAGUUGCAUUUGUGGGUUUGAAUAACAUGUUUUGAAAUUUUCAUUUGUUUGAUCUGUUGCUUACCUGAGUCCAUUCUAUGGUGUUUGUUUUAUAUGUAAAUCACAAUAACUGUAAAGACUGUUGAAUUUCUUAUUAAAGAGUUUCUUU
This is a messenger RNA of Neolamprologus brichardi, 1381 nucleotides long. RefSeq names its product glucose-6-phosphatase 2-like. Gene Ontology annotation, biological process: gluconeogenesis; glucose 6-phosphate metabolic process. The record is from RefSeq and is a predicted model, not a curated record. Gene Ontology annotation, molecular function: glucose-6-phosphatase activity. NCBI's taxonomy places the organism in Eukaryota, Metazoa, Chordata, Actinopteri, Cichliformes, Cichlidae. Gene Ontology annotation, cellular component: membrane.